Cryptotermes secundus is the source of this 2053-nucleotide messenger RNA. RefSeq lists its product as uncharacterized. Lineage: Eukaryota; Metazoa; Arthropoda; Insecta; Blattodea; Kalotermitidae. The transcript is spliced from 2 exons. The record is from RefSeq and is a predicted model, not a curated record. Bases 16 to 1641 code for a protein of 541 amino acids. Gene Ontology annotation, biological process: SCF-dependent proteasomal ubiquitin-dependent protein catabolic process. Gene Ontology annotation, cellular component: SCF ubiquitin ligase complex.
GGUAGUGCAGGAAAUAUGUCACUCCGCUCAUUUCACAAGAGGAAUAUAAUGAGUAAUUCGUGUAAGUUCCGGUGUUCUCUUCCAGGUCCUCCUCAGGAAAAUGAGACAGAUAUCAGCAUGCCUCCACUGAAACCGCCCAUGUCUCUGGAAAACAGAUGUUUACAGACAGUGGUCACCAUAUUACGUCAAAUAUGUUGGUCAUGGAUUCAAGAUAUGUAUGCGGCAGCACAGACUGACAGUGAGAGUUACAUGCAUAGAACACAGUUCGUGCUGUCUCAGUGCGAGAAGCUUCGUGAAGUUCUAUUAGACGUGACAAAACCAGUUUUGAAUCAGUUUAUUCCUAAAUUAGCAAGAAAGUUUGUCAACAUGAUCACUAAUUAUGAUCGCAGCCUUCGUGAAUUACAGCCCAGAUUCUGGGACGAAGACAGACACAACAUUGUGUCCGCAGCCAUACUUCGGUCUGUACUAAAUUAUACCACAGAAUAUUAUGACACCCAUGCUAUCAAUUCCAGUUUUGCACAGAGUCUAGUAAUUCAAACUCUGGAUAGUGUACCUGGAUUGCUUGAUUUUAAUCUGGAUACUGGAACUCAAAUCCAAAAUUCAUCACUAUUAGCCAGCAAGAUUCAUCACCUAAAGCUUUUGCGCACGUUUCGGUAUUUCUAUGACUGCACAGACGAAGUAAUAGAACAGUUGCGAUUACACUGUCCGCAACUGAGGAAAAUAAAUGUUACCGGUUCGUACGGGGUAACAGACGCAUCUGUUCGUCAUUUAAUGCAACUCAGAGAAUUAAGAUCUGUAGGUGUGCCUCAUACAAGUAUUAGCGAGGCCCACUACGGGUCGCUACUCUCAGAAUUGCCCCACAUUAAAGACAUCAUAUUCUGGGAACCAGAAAGUAAUAUUUUAGAUCAUAUUGCUGUGGAGAACCUCGAUACGAUAUCACACGUCAUCGGUUAUAUUGAGGAUAUUAAUUUGGUGACACAGAAGUGCCCCAACAUGACUUACUUGGAACUGUACUCGAUUCCCGAUGAUCUGUCACCCCUGACGGUUUUGACCGCACUGGACUCCUUAAAAAUUUCCAAUGGACACUAUGUAACGUGUAAUCUGACGAACGUCCUAAGAGGUAUAGGUCAUAGACUUAGAUAUCUGAGGCUGAGUAAAGUUCGCGACACAAACCUUCACGAUAUUGUAACAUUGUGUCCUUGUUUGGAAAUUCUAAUUCUUUGGGAAUGCAUAUUUUCACCACUAAAUCAAAAUACACGGAUCGACCCCCAGUUACCACAUUUCAGAAGUGUAAUUACGUUAAAAAUUCGAAAGAAGUUAAGAGGUCAGAUUUCUUAUAAGUACCUACUAUAUUACGUGAGAUUGAAAACCAUUCUUUUGCACGGGGUCAACAUCUUCACUAUGGAUGUAAUGAGGGAAGCUAUAAGGAGAGGUACAUUCACACAUCUAGAGCACUUUUACAUACGAGAAACUCGCCAUGGGGCUUUGACCAUUGAAGCUGUUGACCUGCUCAUAGAGCACUGUUCAUAUUUGAAAGGCCUUGGAUAUCUGAGAAGAUGCCCGCUCAUUGAUAUUUUUUCCAUCCAGCAACUUAAGAGCAGAAUAUUAGAGAGAAAUUUCGAUCUUGAAAUUGAAGACUAACACAAGUACACUUCUUGCGUUUCAUGAUAUUUAUCACAUGUUUUACAGAAACGAGGCUUGUCUUGAAAAGGAAGUUCAGAACAUUAUGUGUUUAUUAGUGUGCCUCAUAUCUUAAGAUAUUUUACUUGGAACAAGUACAAUCUGAUCUCAACUUGAUUCACUUCUGUUUAUAAAUUUAUAUUUUGACCGAAGUAAAACAAAACGGAGUAUGUACUUCUCUUGUAUAACUUCAGUAAGUAGUACGGCUCCCAUAUCAGAACCCUGGUCCUUACACUUAAAAAUAUCCCCGCCUUUUUUAUGUAAUUAGAAAUGUGGUUGUUAUUUGACGUGUAAUUUCACAAACUUCAAAUCAUUCGUUUAAUCCUUAUAAUUACAACUCAGGAUGUGGCUAGUUAAUUUCAGUAAUUUCAAA